AUGACACCAAGAAUAGUCGUGUUGAUAUCAGGAUCGGGAUCAAAUUUGCAAGCGCUGAUAGAUGCUAGGAGUAGAAAUGAGCUUCCUGGCGAAAUAGUCAAGGUGGUCUCUUCGAGCAAGAAAGCGUACGGUCUAGAAAGAGCCGCUCAAAACGGUAUUCCCACCCAUGUCCAUUCGUUAUACACAUAUACUAAAGCUUUGGGGAAAGAAGACAGAACAGGCAGGACCGAAGCGAGACGAAAAUUUGAAAUUGACCUGGCGUCUGUCAUCAAUAAGGAUAAGCCAGAUCUGAUAGUGUGUGCUGGCUGGCUUUUAAUACUAGGUCCUGACUUUUUGAAAGAGAUAGAUCAAGUUCCUAUCAUUAAUCUACAUCCAGCGCUACCUGGUGCGUUUGAUGGGACUACUCAUGCCAUUGAAAUGGCCUGGCAAAAGUGCCAGGACGAGCAAAAACCGCUGACUGCCGGGUGUAUGGUGCACUACGUCAUCCAAGAGGUGGACCAGGGAAAGCCUGUAGUGAUCAAGAAACUGGAAAUCUUGCCCGGUCAAGAAACGUUGGAACAAUACGAGCAAAGACUGCAUGCACAGGAACAUGUGGCCAUUGUUGAAGCGGUGCAGCAAAUCCUCGGUCCUCAGUCGUAA
Lachancea dasiensis is the source of this 639-nucleotide messenger RNA. NCBI's taxonomy places the organism in Eukaryota, Fungi, Ascomycota, Saccharomycetes, Saccharomycetales, Saccharomycetaceae. The record is from the annotation of a GenBank genome assembly.